This is a messenger RNA of Sporisorium graminicola, 1905 nucleotides long. RefSeq lists its product as uncharacterized. Gene Ontology annotation, biological process: phenylalanyl-tRNA aminoacylation. Bases 1 to 1905 code for a protein of 634 amino acids. The transcript has a single exon. Gene Ontology annotation, molecular function: RNA binding; ATP binding; magnesium ion binding. Gene Ontology annotation, cellular component: cytoplasm; phenylalanine-tRNA ligase complex. NCBI's taxonomy places the organism in Eukaryota, Fungi, Basidiomycota, Ustilaginomycetes, Ustilaginales, Ustilaginaceae. The record is from RefSeq and is a predicted model, not a curated record.
AUGCCUACCGUCGCCGUUGACAAGGAGCACUUCUACAAGGCACUCGGGCGCACCUACACCACCCAGGAGUUCGACGAGCUCUGCUUCCAGUUUGGCAUCGAGCUCGACGACGACACCACCGAAGAAGUCGCAAAAGCGGGACUUGGCGAGCGAGCUCAGCUCAAGAUCGACAUCCCAGCCAACAGGUACGACCUGCUCUGCCAUGAGGGGAUCUCCCGCGCGCUCAACGUCUUCCUCGGCAACAUUCCACAGCCUCAGCUCAAGCUCGCCCAGCCGGAAAAGCUGAUCGAGGUCAAACUCAGCCAGGACGUUUCCCGCAUCAGGCCUUACUUUGCUGGUGCCGUGUUGAGAAACGUCACCUUCACGCCAGAGAGCUAUGCCAACUUCAUCGAUCUGCAGGACAAGCUGCACCAGAACUUGGCCCGUCGCAGAACGCUUGUCGCUAUCGGCACACACGAUCUCGACACCAUCCAGGCUCCCUUUUCGUAUGAGGCGCUUCCACCAAAAGACAUUAAAUUCGCGCCGCUCAACAAGGAGCAGGAGUACGACGCCUCGCAGCUCAUGGAGCUCUACGAGUCGGACAAGCACCUCUCGCGCUACCUGCACAUCAUCCGCGACAGCCCUGUCUACCCGAUCAUCUACGACUCGAACCGACAGGUGCUGUCGAUGCCGCCCAUCAUCAACUCGAACCACAGCAAGAUCACGCUAAACACGAAAAACGUUUUUAUCGACACCACUGCCAUCGACGAGACCAAGCUGGGCAUCGUCAUCAACAUCAUCGUCGCCAUGUUUUCGCAGUACUGUGCCGAGCCGUUCACCAUCGAGCCCGUCAAAGUGGUCUACCCGGAUGGCAAGGUCAAGAUCACGCCGGAUCUAAGCAACGUGCGUUUCCCCGCUUCGGUCGACUACAUCAACAGGUGUACCGGCUUGAAGCUGUCGCCGGAACAGAUGGUCGGCUACUUGCAAAAGAUGGGUCACACUGCUACCGUGGAUCCGCAAGCUCCGACGGAAAAGCUCAUUGUUGAUGUGCCACCGACGCGACCGGACAUCCUGCACGAGUGCGAUCUCAUGGAGGACGUAGCCGUCGCGUUCGGUUUCGACAACUUGCCCAAGACGUUCCCUGCCACCAACACGGUGGCUGCGCCCUUGCCCAUCAACAAGCUCGCAGAUAUUGUGCGCCGCGAGUGCGCUUACUCGGGCUGGGUUGAGGUGCUCCCGCUCAUCCUGUGCUCGCACGACGAGAACUUUGGCUGGUUGAACAGGAAGGACGAUGGCAAGAGCGCCAUUGUAUUGGAAAACCCCAAGACGGCCGAGUACCAGGUAGUGCGUACCACGCUGUUGGCGGGAAUCCUCAAGACGGUGCGAGAGAACCGAAAGCACGCCUUGCCGCUUCGAACGUUCGAGGUGUCGGAUAUCGCGUUCAAGGACGAGGCCGAGACCGAGAGGUGCGCCCGGAACGAAAGGCAUGUCGGCGCGGUGUACUGCGACAAGACGGCGAGCUUCGAGGUGGUGCAUGGCUUGCUUGACAGGCUGAUGCUGAGUCUCGCCAUCCCUCGCAUCGAAGGCAGUGCGUCGAAAGCCGAAAAGGGUUACUGGAUUCAGGAGACCGACAACGAGACGUUCUUCCCCGGCCGUGCUGCGACCAUCCACCUGCGACUACCAAAGGAGACAUACAACCCUGGUGCCGCCACCGAUGCCAAGCCGCCGAAAGAAUCGAGCGCAGCAGCAGCAGGAGGUGCAUUGGAGACGGUCAAGGAGGCACUUGAGAAGGUUCUGCCGUCGACAUCGACCGAGAGAGAUCAAGUCGUGGGCCACAUUGGUGUGCUCCACCCGCAAGUGCUCAAGAACUUUGCCAUCGACUACCCCUGCUCUGCUCUCGAGUUCAACCUUCAGCCUUUCCUCUAG